CGCCCGCCGGCUCAGGUGCUUAGUCCUACCGAGCACCAAAGUUUUUGCUUUGCUAUGAAUCAUAGCCAGCAGUCUAGUCAUCUCACCUGUACCCGUACUCAUUGCCUCGUCCUACCCUUUUUUUCUAUAUAAUCUUUUAUCUUUUGGACUGAGACACGCCUUCGCCCACCUCAAGUUGGCAAUUCAAAUAUUCAUAUUGCAACGCGCAGUCGGCCAAUCAGCAAGAGAGAAAACGACGCGACUCAAGAGGAGGCGCAUUGAGACUUCAACAUGCCCAUGCUCGCGGACCCGUCGAAGAAAUACAAGGCGUUCAAGCCGCUGAACCUGCCAGACAGAUCAUGGCCGAGCAAAACCAUUGACAGGCCGCCGCGCUGGCUGUCGACAGAUCUGAGGGAUGGCAACCAGAGUCUGGUGGAUCCCAUGGACGGCGCGCAAAAAUGGGACUACUUCCAGAUGCUCGUCAAGCUUGGCUACAAGGAAAUCGAAGUCUCGUUCCCCUCGGCCUCACAAACCGACUUCGACUUCACCCAACGCCUCAUACAAACACCCGGCAUAGUCCCCGACGAUGUCUGGGUACAAGUCCUCUCGCCCUGCCGCAACGAGCUCAUUCGUCGGACCGUCGACUCUCUCAAGGGCGCGCGCAAAGCCAUUCUCCACCUCUACCUCGCAACGAGCCCGUGCUUCCAGCAGAUCGUAUUCAACAUGAACGAUGAAGAGACGAUUGCAAAGGCGGUCGAGUGUACAAAGUACGCCCGCUCCAUUACAAAAGACGACCCAGCCACGGCGGGCACCGAGUGGGUAUAUGAAUUCUCACCAGAGACCUUUUCAGAUUCUUCGCCCGAGUUUGUUAUCAAAGUGUGCGAGGCGGUCAAGGCAGCGUGGGAACCGAGUGUAGAGGCCCCCAUCAUCUUCAAUUUGCCGGCUACCGUUGAGAUGGCGACGCCCAAUGUCUACGCCGACCAGAUCGAGUACUUCUGCAAGAACAUCACCGAGAGGGAGAAGAUUUGCGUGUCUCUACACCCGCAUAACGAUCGAGGAUGUGCAGUCGCGGCAGCAGAACUGGCACAGAUGGCAGGCGCAGACCGAGUAGAGGGCACACUGUUUGGCAAUGGAGAGAGAACAGGCAAUGUCGACCUCGUGACUUUGGGACUGAACUUGUAUACCCAAGGUGUUCACCCUGGCAUCGACUUCUCUGACCUCAAAUCUAUCAUCGACAUGGUAGAGACGUGCAACAAGAUCCCGAUACACCCACGCGCACCAUACGGAGGACAGCUCGUCGUAUGCGCGUUCAGCGGCUCGCAUCAAGACGCCAUCAAGAAAGGCUUCCAGCUGCGGAAGAAGGAGGGCGCAACCAACGAAAGCCCGUGGAGAAUUCCCUAUCUACCACUGGACCCGCAAGAUAUCGGCCGUACCUACGAAGCCAUCAUCCGUGUCAACUCGCAGAGCGGAAAAGGCGGCGUGGCCUGGAUCAUCCAGCGCCAGCUCGAGCUCGAUCUGCCGCGCGGUCUGCAAGUCGCCUUCUCCAAGAUUGUGCAAAAAGAAACCGACAUGCUGGGCCGCGAACUCCUGCCUACUGAGAUCACCAACUUGUUCGAGGAGGCAUACCACCUCAAGCGCAAUCCCCGCUUCUCUCUUGUCGACUACGAAAUCACCGCCGACCGCUCUGCCACGCCAGCACCACCGCAGGAUGGUAGAACAGCCAGCAGCCGCAAUCUGCGCCGUCUGUUCAAAGGCGUCAUAGAGAUCGACCACCAGGAGCACAAAAUCCAAGGCUCGGGCAACGGCGCGCUGUCAUCUCUUGCUGAUGCGCUGAGGGGUCUGGGUAUCGAUUUGGACGUGGUAGAUUACAACGAACACACCAUUGGUACGAGUAAGGAUGCGAAAGCGGCUACAUACAUAGGAUGCACAGCAGCACAGAGCUCGCACAAGGUCUGGGGCGUAGGCAUCCACCACGAUGUCGUCCAGGCGUCGCUGAUCGCGUUGUUGAGUGCUGCUUCUUCAGUACGUCAUGGCUCCUCCAAUUAGUAGGAGAACAACUGAAGCUAAUACUGAAUUAGUUCCUGUCGUCGAGACCUAGCACACCGAUACCUUUCCGUC
Messenger RNA from Cucurbitaria berberidis CBS 394.84, 2097 nucleotides. RefSeq names its product 2-isopropylmalate synthase. NCBI's taxonomy places the organism in Eukaryota, Fungi, Ascomycota, Dothideomycetes, Pleosporales, Cucurbitariaceae. The coding region runs from base 271 to 2025 and encodes 584 amino acids. Gene Ontology annotation, cellular component: mitochondrion. Gene Ontology annotation, molecular function: 2-isopropylmalate synthase activity. The transcript has 2 exons. The record is from RefSeq and is a predicted model, not a curated record. Gene Ontology annotation, biological process: L-leucine biosynthetic process.